Thermothelomyces thermophilus ATCC 42464 is the source of this 2123-nucleotide messenger RNA. RefSeq lists its product as uncharacterized. The record is from RefSeq and is a predicted model, not a curated record. The transcript has a single exon. Lineage: Eukaryota; Fungi; Ascomycota; Sordariomycetes; Sordariales; Chaetomiaceae. Bases 51 to 1574 code for a protein of 507 amino acids.
AACGACAUAACCGGCUAUCCUUUGACACAGCACCCAAAAAAGCAACCAAGAUGCUCUUUGCUACGGUCCUGGCAACCUUGGCCGCCACCGCCGCCGCGGCCAAGGACAAGCGCACGUUUGCCGUGCUGCACCACUACGGGAAGGGCCCCUUGACGACCUGCCGUGCCGACCCCAUCGUCUCGCCCGGCGGCCCGUCUAGCCACGUGCACACCGUCAUGGGCGCCAGCAACUUCGGCCUCAACGUGACGGGCGAGUUGCUCCGCCAGUCCGAGUGCACCACUGCCCUGCCCAAGGCCGAUCUGAGCGCCUACUGGUUCCCGACCCUCUACUUCCAGGACCCGGUGACCAACCUCCUGGAGCCGGUCGACAUGUUCUACAUGAACGUCUACUACUUCUUCGAGCCCACCAAUGACGACAUCAAGGCCUUCCCCCUCGGCCUCAAGAUGGUCAGCGGCGACCCCAUGCUGAGGACGGCUCCCUCGACCUCGGGCGCCAACCAGCUGGAUCCUUCCAAGGGGCCCAUCCAGCCCGUGCAGAUCACCUGCCCCCGCACCAGUUACAAUCCUCCCAGCUACCCACCCGACUCGGACGGCUCCCGGGCCGGCAUCGUCGACCCGAACAACCAGGGCGCGGGCAUCGGCUUCCCCUUCCAGGACUGCGACGGCUACGCCUCGCCCAUGCGCGUCGACGUCCACUUCCCCUCAUGCUACAAUCCCGAGGCGGGCGUGGAGGACUACAAGAACAACAUGCAGUUCCCCACGGACGCGGGCAAUGGCAAGCAGGACUGCCCCCCCGGCUGGAUCCACACCCCGCAUAUCUUCUACGAGACGUACUGGGACACCCACAAGCUUCUGCCGCGCUUCCAGGACCUUCUUGGGAAGAAGAGCCCCUUUGUGUUCUCCAACGGCGACGUCACCGGCUUCUCGGCUCACGCCGACUUCAUCUCGGGCUGGGACGAGGAGGAGCUCCAGCACAUCAUCGACACUUGCGACGCCGGGCACGCCGGUAUUGAGAAGUGCCCUGGCCUGAAGUACGGCGUCAACGACCCCAGCACUUCCUGCAACAUCAAGUGCCCCAUCGACGAGGUCGUUGACGGCAAGCUGGAGAAGCUGCCCGGCAACAACCCGCUCACUGGUUGGGGUCUGGGCGGCGGCGAUCAAUCUUCAGCUUCUCCGUCGACUCCUUCCUCGUCGAGCUCGGACUCGGCCCCGAACUCGGCCUCGAGCUCCUCUUCCACUCGGGCGGCUGUUAUCAAGGUCCCCUCGCCCACCACCCUGAUUGCCGUACCCACUUCCACCCGCGCUGAGCAGCAGCCGGCCGCAAAGGUGGAGGAGGAGGAGGAGGAGCCCACUCAGGCCCCUCCGUCGCCGACCUCCAAGGGUGUGCGGACCGCAACCGUCUACGACACCGUGACGGUGUGGGAGACGAAGACGAUCUAUGAGCGCGACGUCCAGUCGCCGGCUCCAACCCAGGACGCCGCCGAGCAGCCGGGCUCUAGCGACGCUCUCCACCACCGCCAUGCGCGCCACCACUUGCACCACGCCCGUAUCCCGUCCCGGAGGCACCGCAAGUAGGAGAGGCAGCUCGGCUUUGCCUGGUAACCGACCCUUAGAAAGGGCCACAAUUUCUCUUCACGGUUCUUACCACAUGACCCGUCGUUCUCUCUCUCUCUCGGCGGUGUUGAGAUGUGCAUGUAUCAACUUGCUGCCAUUUCAUUUCUCGGUUCAACUUGGUAAACGGAGAGCGGGUACAAAUAGAGGGCGUCUUGACAGGCCGCUGCGGCAGCGGCUGGGCAGGGAAAGGAGCCGCUGGGGGAUACCAUUUGUUUUGGAUUCGUUGAAAGCUGAACAGGUUUCUCAGCGCGGGGUUGUUGCUUUUCAUGACAUGGACAUGACAGACAGGCUCUGAACCACAUUGGGGCGCUGGGCUGGAGGAAAAAGGAAAAAAAGAUAAGAAAAGAAAAAAAUCCAGCUCCAGCUGCACAAACUUCGCUUCGAAACCAUGUAUGUAGAUUUUGUUUCGAUUCUCCGAGGAACAGUGGGCACACGACACCCGUUGCCUCGUAGCGCUCCGCAGGCAGCUCUGGCCGCGGAGUCAUUUUGGGGAAGGUGCUUUGGAUUUUC